AUGUACCAACAUCCAUCCGAAACAACAAUGCGUUUAAUGGCGAAAGAAUUGCCCUCGCAAAGCCUUGUAGCCAAUCACAAAGCGAGUAUUUGCUGCGCAGUUUGCGGAGAUACGGCACUUGGAAAACAUUAUGGAGUCAAUGCAUGCAACGGGUGUAAAGGAUUCUUUCGAAGAAGUAUAUGGAAAAACAGGACAUAUGCAUGUAGAUAUCUGGGGAAAUGCGGAGUUGCUAAAGAACAAAGAAACGCUUGCCGUGCUUGUCGUCUGACAACAUGUCUGAAAGUUGGAAUGAAUCCCCGAGCAGUCCAAGGAGAUACGGAUACAGCUUCAACAAGUUCAGCAAGUCCAAAUCUCGUUUCAGUGGAGAUGCAUCCCUACACGAAAGAAGCCGAGUGUCAAACAGAAGUGACUAAUAUACCGAGUCAUCCAACAUCACCAUCAAAUCUUCCUUUUGUAAGUUCAGCUUCCUCGGUAUGCUCUGUUUCGUCGUGCUCUUCUGUGUCUACAGUAUACUCGAAUUGUAUCGCUGGUCUCCCGCCCAAUCCUACUUUACCGAAAUACGACCAUCUUUUGUCAACAUUGACUCGAAUAUUCGACCGUUUUGAUGAAUUCUCAACAGAACCACAACCGAAUACAUACAGUUUCGAACAUGCUUUUUAUAAUCCACAUUUGAUUUGUAAUCGGACAAAACUGACGCCAACUGGACAACGGAUUGCAACACUACCAGAGGUUCUUCAAGAUUUUAGAAGGAUUUUUGUUUUGUUCACUGAUGUUUUGUCGAUUCUUCCUGAAUUUUCAAGAUUAGAUGAAAGUGAUCGGAUGGUAUUCGCCAAGAGCAGAUUCUCAUUCUUCUACUGGUGGUUGACAUGUUGUUGGACAGCUAAAACUGGGUGUCCUGGAGUCUGUUAUGCAAAUGGAUCAUACCAUCCAAUCAACAAACAUCAACAAGCAUUUCCAGAUGUGAAAGGCGUCACUGAGUUAUCAGUGGAGACUGUAUCGAAACCAUUGGCGAAUAUCAAUAUAACCGAUCCUGAGAUUUUGAUUGGAAGUGUUUUUGCUAUUUUCUAUGAAUAUCCGUUACCUCCAAAAAUGUCAUAUGCCAGCUCACAUCUGUUGAGUGAAGCUCGUGAUCACUAUACCCAAUGUAUGAUUACUGUAUCUCCAUUUUGCAAUAUGGAAGCUAAAAGUGCUUCUCGAUUAGCGGAGAUUUCAUUGAUUUUCAGCUCAAUUACGAAUCUCAAAUAUCUGACAUCCGACAAUAUUGAAGUAUCCGACGUGUUACAUGUAAUGGAAGUAGAUCAAUUGUUUUCUGAUGCAUUUGAUGUUCAUCGUCCAAUUGAUUGA
Messenger RNA from Caenorhabditis remanei, 1344 nucleotides. RefSeq lists its product as uncharacterized. Gene Ontology annotation, biological process: regulation of DNA-templated transcription. Bases 1 to 1344 code for a protein of 447 amino acids. The record is from RefSeq and is a predicted model, not a curated record. Gene Ontology annotation, molecular function: zinc ion binding; DNA-binding transcription factor activity; sequence-specific DNA binding. The transcript is spliced from 10 exons. NCBI's taxonomy places the organism in Eukaryota, Metazoa, Nematoda, Chromadorea, Rhabditida, Rhabditidae.